Molecule: messenger RNA, 897 nt
Organism: Giardia duodenalis
Lineage: Eukaryota; Fornicata; Diplomonadida; Hexamitidae
Product: Cathepsin B
Exons: 1
Coding region: 1-897 (298 amino acids)
Cellular component (GO): lysosome
Molecular function (GO): cysteine-type endopeptidase activity
Source: RefSeq, a predicted model, not a curated record
AUGAAGCUCUUUCUCCUCGCCGCUGCAGCUUUCUCUGCGCCCGCCCUGACGGUCUCCGAGCUUAACCACAUCAAGUCCCUGAAUCCCAGGUGGAAGGCGGGCAUCCCGAAGCGCUUCGAGGGGCUCACGAAGGAUGAGAUCUCGAGCCUCCUGAUGCCUGUUUCCUUCCUCAAGCGCGAUAGGGCUGCGGUUCCCCGUGGGACCGUGUCCGCCACGCAGGCCCCCGACUCCUUUGACUUCCGCGAGGAGUAUCCCCACUGCAUCCCCGAGGUUGUCGACCAGGGCGGAUGCGGCUCCUGCUGGGCCUUCUCCUCCGUAGCUUCCGUCGGCGACCGCCGAUGCUUUGCUGGCCUCGACAAGAAAGCCGUCAAGUACUCCCCGCAGUAUGUGGUCUCCUGCGACCGUGGAGACAUGGCUUGCGACGGCGGCUGGCUCCCGAGCGUCUGGAGAUUCCUCACCAAGACUGGAACGACCACCGACGAGUGCGUCCCUUACCAGAGCGGCAGCACCGGCGCCCGCGGCACCUGCCCGACGAAGUGCGCCGAUGGCAGCGACCUGCCCAUCUACAAGGCCACAAAGGCUGUCGACUAUGGUCUGGACUGCGACCUUAUCAUGAAGGCUCUCGCCACGGGCGGCCCUCUCCAGACCGCCUUCACCGUUUACUCCGAUUUCAUGUACUAUGAGGGCGGCGUCUACCAGCACACCUACGGAAGAGUCGAGGGUGGUCACGCAGUCGAGAUGGUGGGCUACGGCACAGACGAGUACGACGUUGACUACUGGAUCAUCCGCAACUCCUGGGGCCCUGACUGGGGUGAGGACGGCUACUUCCGCAUCAUUCGCAUGACGAACGAGUGCGGCAUUGAAGAGCAAGUAAUAGGUGGGUUCUUUGAGAACUAA